CGAUAAUAAUAGUUAACAUUUACUGAAUGCCUGUAAUGAACAAAGAGUUCUUCUAAACUAUUUACAUGUAUCUCAUUUAAUGCUCAACAACAAUCCAAGUCAUCCACAUUUGAUCAGGAGUAGUUUCUUCAUAUUAACAAGUCACUGAGCGGCGAGCGCGCUGGGGAGCGCAGCUGCGGGCGUGGGGGGACAGCAGCGGCGGAGCCUGCCCGAGAGCGGCUGUGGCCAGAGCGAGAGCAGUGGAGACAAAGGCUACGAUAUGGCCAGUUGUGAGUGUGUGGAUUUUUGAGUAAAACCUCGAACCCAAAUGAGAAGAAACCUUCAAGGAACAACUUAUACCGACAGUGAGUCUACAGUCAUCUGUAUGCAUAUUAUGGAAUGUUCUCAACCCAGAGAUAGCUCUAUUGACAAGGAGUGAGCGACUACCUGUUAAGGUCCUGAGUCAAGACAACAAUUUUUAUACCUUUCCUGGUGGUUCAGAAACUAGUCUCUGUAGAAUCAGAAGCAAAGAAAGGAAACAAUCUGACCUUUUCUUUGUUAGAUUGACUAUAUAAGAUACUUGACUUCCAGGAACAAAAACACAGAGGAGUAAUAAAGUUAUUAUUUUGGCAUCGUUGGACAUAUAUCAUAUUGAGAAGCCUGCUGUGUGAAGCUUCCUGAGUUGAGAUUUGGAAACUUCACCGGUGAUCAUUUAUAACUUGGACUAUAAGCAUGAGUGAAUUCUGGUUGUGUUUCAACUGCUGUAUUGCAGAACAGCCUCAACCUAAAAGGCGCCGGCGGAUUGACCGAGGUAUGAUUGGAGAGCCCACAGACUUUGUGCACACGGCUCACGUUGGGUCAGGAGACCUGUUCAGUGGGAUGAAUUCCGUUAGCUCCAUUCAGAACCAGAUGCAGUCCGAGGAAGGCUACGGGGGUGGCAUGGCUGCCAACGUGCAGAUGCAGCUCGUGGACACGAAGGCAGGAUAGCCCCAGACCCCUACUCCAUGUGAUGGCGUCUUGUUCACCCUGUUGCGAUUACUCCAGUGACACGUUACUAUUCUGCUCUGAAGAAACUAUUGUCAGAAGAAUCCUGCAUUUCCUUCAGCUGGCAUGCAUGCCUUUGGACUCAUGGACAGAGUUCUUUGGAUUGUGGCUUAAUGAUUGAUUUUUAUGAAUAUGGAUCUGAUUUUAGCAUGAUCUUUUUUGUGAAUGCUAGCACUGUUUUGCAUUUUCUCCCGCAUUUUUAACAAUUUCUCUUUCCAACUCCAACCCCUCUGCCUUAUGAUUUUAUUGGUAAGCAAAGAACUGCUAUUUUGAUUUGUCACCAUUUAUGUAUAUUUUGGAAGGUAUGAGACCCAUAAGCACAAUGAUCAUUUCUAUUCAUUUGAAACUUCAGCAGAGUAGUAUCUGCAAGCUUUAUGAAGUUGCUUGUGUGGGAGCCCAUGGGAUGCCAGAAAUGAACAUUUCCUUGCUGCCAGGGGCUGAUGAUACUGCUACUAUGAGAGAAAGGUUAGCUGUGGCACCAAGUCACAUCAGUUUCACAAAAAAAGGCAAUUUGUAGCUUAUUUUAGAAGUAUGACUU
This is a messenger RNA of Delphinapterus leucas (beluga whale), 1561 nucleotides long. NCBI's taxonomy places the organism in Eukaryota, Metazoa, Chordata, Mammalia, Artiodactyla, Monodontidae. The record is from RefSeq and is a predicted model, not a curated record.